UAGCUUUUGUCAGCAAAGUCUGGUGCAAAAUUGCGGGGGUUUGUCAAUUGCUUCCACACGCUUUACAGCAAACAAACCAGGAAGAAGGAAAGCAAGCAAGCAAGCAAGCGAGCAAGCGAACCAGAGACCGAAAAAAGCCUCGUCCGCCGCCCCCCACCCCUCAAUUUGACUCUGAAAUCUAUUGAGAAACACGACAGUGAGGAGGAUGAGUGUGAACCCCCCGCUCAGUCGCUCGGAGGUCUUUGGUCAGCUGAGGAAGGAGCUGUACGAUGAGGAGGAGUUCAGACAGUCCGACACACACAUCUUCCUCAUCAUGGGGGCAUCGGGUGAUCUGGCGAAGAAGAAGAUCUACCCCACGCUGUGGUGGCUGUACCGGGACGGGCUUCUCCCGGAGGACACUCACUUUGUUGGCUUCGCUCGCUCCAAACUGACCGUGGAGGACAUUCAGAAACAGUGCCAGCCCUACAUGAAGGUAUCAGAGGAGGACUCCUCCAAGCUCUCUCAGUUCUUCUCUCGUCACUCCUACCUCUCCGGCGGCUACAACGACCCCGCGGCGUUCCGGAGCCUGAACCGGCACGUGGGGGAGAUUCCCAACGGAGAAGCGGCCAACCGCCUCUUCUACCUGGCACUGCCCCCGAGCGUGUACGAGGACGUGACCCGCAACAUCAGCCUGGAGUGCUUGAGCACCAAGGGCUGGAAUCGUGUGAUUGUGGAGAAGCCCUUCGGGAAGGACCUGCAGAGUUCGGACCAGCUUUCCAACCACCUGUCCUCCCUGUUCAAAGAGGAGCAGAUCUACCGCAUUGAUCAUUACCUGGGCAAGGAGAUGGUGCAGAACCUCAUGGUGCUGAGGUUUGGGAAUCGGAUCUUCGGCCCAAUCUGGAACCGGGACAGUAUCUCCUGCGUGGUUCUGACCUUCAAAGAGCCGUUCGGGACCGAGGGGAGGGGAGGGUACUUCGACGAAUUUGGGAUAAUCAGGGAUGUGAUGCAGAAUCACCUGCUUCAGAUGUUGUGUCUCGUUGCCAUGGAGAAGCCUGCUUCGACCAACUCUGAUGAUGUCAGAGAUGAGAAGGUAAAAGUGCUGAAGUGUGUGCGGGAGGCCUCCUUGGACGAUGUGGUUUUGGGACAGUACACGGGGGACCCUGAGGGGGAGGGGGAGGCUCGGAAGGGUUACCUCGAUGACCAGACCGUCCCCAAAGGGUCCCGGACCCCCACAUUCGCCACGGUGGUGCUGUACGUGGAGAACGAGCGCUGGGACGGGGUCCCCUUUGUGCUGCGCUGUGGGAAGGCUCUGAACGAGCGCAAGGCAGAGGUGCGGCUGCAGUUCUGCGACGUUCCCGGUGAUAUCUUCGCUCGGCACUGCAAGAGGAACGAGCUCGUGAUCCGAGUGCAGCCCAACGAGGCCGUGUACGCAAAGAUGAUGACCAAGAAACCGGGCAUGUUCUUCAACCCAGAGGAGAGCGAGCUGGACCUGACCUACGGGAGCAGAUACAAGGAUGUGAAGCUCCCCGAUGCCUACGAACGUCUCAUUCUCGAUGUGUUCUGUGGCAGCCAGAUGCACUUCGUACGCAGUGAUGAGCUGCGGGAGGCUUGGAGAAUCUUCACCCCCCUCCUCCACAGGAUCGAGUCAGAGAACAUCGUACCUGUUCCUUACACCUACGGAAGUCGAGGUCCAGUUGAAGCCGAUGAGUUGUUGAACAAAGUCGGCUUUCGUUACGAAGGGACCUACAAGUGGGUCAACCCACACAAGCUGUGAGCCGGAACCAGAACCACACAGCUAGAACUACACAACACAACACGCAGAGACACACACACACACACACACACACACACACACACACAUCCUUCAGAUCAGUGACAGCACUGCAGAGUCAUGAUUUUCUACCAGUCUGAAAAAGCACUUAAACACUUGAGAGAGUGUGUGUGAGUGAGUGAGUGUGUAUAUAUUUAUAUAGAGUUCAGAAUAGGAAAUCUACACUAUAGGGGAGUCAAUGCUCAGACUUUAUAAACAAAUGUGUGUGUGUGUGUGUGUGUGUGUGUGUGUCUGUGUGUGUGUGUCUGUGUGUGUGUGUCUCUGUGUGUGUGUGUGUCUCUGUGUGUGUCUCGCUGUGUGUGUCUGUCUCUCAGUGUGUGUGUGUUUGAAAAGCGACUUGUUUACUUAUUCUGUGGGUCAGGAUUGCAUUCCUUAUGGGUUUGAGUGCUUGUAUAAUGAGAUCGCUUCAUGAAUCUGAGUGGACUGUAUUUUCACAUCAUCGACACACAGCCUCUCUCGCUCUCUCUCUCUCUCUCUUGCUCUUGUUUUUGGUUUGUGGUCCAAGAGAAUGAUUUGCUUAAAAUAAAUGUUUAAAAAAAAAAAAUCUAUAUUAGUAAUUUCAACGUGGUCUUAAAUUUCCAGUUGUAUUAUAUUGUUAUAUAUGAUACUGCAUUGGUGUUUUAGUGGGUAAAGAUAUCAUUUUGGGGUUUUUUUUGUGUGUGUUGAUCUAGUUUAGGUUGUCGUACGAUAUUAUACAGGGGUACCCCCCCCCCCGAACGAUCCUGUCGUUCUUCCUAUAGGGGUACCCCCUGAUUGAUUCUGUAGUCCAGUAGUUACUGGGCUUCUUUUGCAGAGUACGGUUUUGAAAGUACUGUACUGAAAAAGCAAAAAAUUGUCUCAAAUAAUAAUAACAAUAAAUAGCUUUUGCAUUAUAAUAAAAAAAAUUUUAAAUACAAA
Molecule: messenger RNA, 2707 nt
Organism: Acipenser ruthenus (sterlet)
Lineage: Eukaryota; Metazoa; Chordata; Actinopteri; Acipenseriformes; Acipenseridae
Product: glucose-6-phosphate 1-dehydrogenase-like
Exons: 13
Coding region: 206-1753 (515 amino acids)
Biological process (GO): pentose-phosphate shunt, oxidative branch; glucose metabolic process
Cellular component (GO): cytosol
Molecular function (GO): glucose-6-phosphate dehydrogenase activity; NADP binding
Source: RefSeq, a predicted model, not a curated record